AUGGCGCGCCUGAGUGCUCAAGGCGUUGCGUCUGCAGAGGUUCAGCAAUCCCCAGCGCAGUCGCUCAAUACCACCUCUGAAACCACCAACGAUGAAGCGGUUCCGCCCUUCUUCAACACGACUUUCUCAACUCAUCGUGUUUCACCCAUGCACAUUGGGAAAUCGCGUCUCACAGGCCAACGGCUCCAGGUCAUCGCCAGUCGCCUUCGUGAUACCCUUGUCGGCGAUGUAGUUCGUGGCAUCCAACUCAGUUUGGAGGCAGCAGAUACAUCUUUUGGUCAAGUUGGUACUCUCAAGGGCGUCCGAAUCGAAUGGUUUCGUGCCAGUACCUUUCUGGGUGAAGACGCGCCUGAUUUCGACCUCGAAGCUCCACGCGGCGACCAGAGCGACCUUCCAGACGACCAGAAACAAGGGCUCUGGAUAAGCAUAGAGCAUGAGAAUGCUGCUUAUGCUGCGAUUCUUCUACCUGGGCUAUCAGAUUCCUCACAGUCGCGGCAAAUUGAUGAUCAAAGCAGGUUUCUACAUCUGCCAUUAUUGUUACUGCGCAUGCCCCAGCAACUCAAGACCGUUGUGGCAAAUUGGCUUGCUGCUUCUUUCGACUGUCGCGUCAGUCGGAUAACAAUGGGGACUAAGACUAUUCUCGGAGUAUGGGAAAGCUGGAUCGUAAACGAAGGUCUCAACGACCGAGGUAUUGACUUCACCAUAACACUUGCAUUCAACGUCUCGCUUCAGAUCAGCGAGGACCCAACGGCUAUCGACAAACGCCAAACUCAAGAAGAAACCAAGCCUAACCCAGGGCUUCGAUCUGUUGAUAUCACCAUAUCUGCACAAGACCUUCGCCGCUUUGUGCGUGCUGGUGAGAAGAGCCAUAUCCCAGUUGAUGCUUCUUGGCAAGGAGACGCCCGUGAACGACGCAGGCUUGCUGGAGGUAACACAGACGACGGCUGGGCUUGGCGUACAAAGGGUCCUCCCGAAGCAUCCCCCUUUACGGAAGCCUUGGGACUCUAUCUACAUCACCAUCUUGCGCUGGAUCUUUUCCAUCCCGGCGUACAUGUUACUCAGAUCUCCUGCGCUGGGUUCGUGCUGGGUCAGAGUCGCCUAAAGAUCAUAAUGCCAGGUGAUAUCAGCCAGAGCAUCUCCCGCGCUGCGUGGUCCUUUGUGGCGCAACUUGGACAAAGGGUCCAGGGUGAGCAGCUGCCGCAGGUAUUUGCCAAUCAACCCGGAGUUUGA
Messenger RNA from Fusarium proliferatum ET1, 1230 nucleotides. RefSeq lists its product as uncharacterized. The coding region runs from base 1 to 1230 and encodes 409 amino acids. The record is from RefSeq and is a predicted model, not a curated record. The transcript has a single exon. NCBI's taxonomy places the organism in Eukaryota, Fungi, Ascomycota, Sordariomycetes, Hypocreales, Nectriaceae.